AUGGGCUCUGACAGGGCCAAACUCUGCGAUCUGUGCGACCAGAAUAUCAAACCAUGUGGCUGGUCCACUCACCGAAAAGCCUGUGAGAAGAACACUCAAAAACAAGCCCAAGAUCAGCGCAUUGCAGACUCAAUCAGGCGGCGAAAAGUUCAGCGCGACCCUUCAGCAUCAACGAGUUUCCAUGAUGAUAAUUCAGGCCCUACUUUUGAAGAGCAGCCAGCUAUCCCUGAUGACGACAGGGACCUUCAGUAUCGUGAAUUUCAGCUUGAUGACAUCAAGGUCGAGCACCACCCGGGGAGUGGGAUCCCGACCAAAGUCUUUGCUUUCAAUGAUUUCACGUGUCGCCCUGCCCAUCAUUCCUCAUGGUCUGCUCCAGAACCUGACGCACAGCCUUGGCGUCCUUUCAGGUCUCGUUUGGAGUUCAAUGUUGCUGAGAUCGCCCUCGAAGCGGCCCUCAAUAAUGAACAGACGGACCAUCUCCUUGACAUAUGCCGCCACUGCACACAGAAGUCAGAGAAACUAACUUUCAAGAACCACAAGUUUACAAAGGACGUGAUUUCGAUACCCUUCGCAGAUAAAUCAUGGGACUUUGACGUCUACUAUCGCGAUCUUUGGGAGUGGGCUACUGACCUCCUCCAUGAUCCUCAUCUGUUUCCUUAUUUUCAUUUUGAUGCCCAGCGCUUGUCGAAGUUCAAUGGCCAGUCUUUCGAACGAUUUGUAGACGAACCCUUUACUGCUCAAGACUUCUGGGACGCUCAAUGUCACACAUCCUUCGAAUCAAAGCUAUUUCAUGUGACUGUCACACAAAGUUGA
Suillus bovinus is the source of this 813-nucleotide messenger RNA. RefSeq lists its product as uncharacterized. The transcript is spliced from 5 exons. NCBI's taxonomy places the organism in Eukaryota, Fungi, Basidiomycota, Agaricomycetes, Boletales, Suillaceae. Bases 1 to 813 code for a protein of 270 amino acids. The record is from RefSeq and is a predicted model, not a curated record.